AUGGCUACCACUGCCGUACCUGCAAUACCAACCGUGAAUGCCUACAUCAACCCAGCAGGAUUCUCCACACCUGGUCUCGAAAACCAUGGAUACACGGUCUGGCUCGCGCUCGUCAUUAUGGUCAUCAUAUCAGGGACCACAGUCUGCCUCCGAGUGCUCAUUCGGACCAGCGCUAAUCAGAUGGGUUCUGACGACUGGGCGAUUGUGGCGGCUAUGACCUCUUUGCUGAUACAGACGACGCUAUGGGCGAUGUCUGUCCGCACAGGAUACGGCUCAGACUAUCUCAAGCUCAGCAUUCCGCAACGACAAGAAUUCAACAAGUACUGGUUUCUUGGAGCCAUCUUCUAUCCGGUCACCCUUGGACUGUUCAAAACCUCGGUCAUCUUGCUGAACAAGCGCAUCUUCGUGCAGCAGAAAUUCCAGAUCGUUUGCUGGAUCACGCUGGUAGUCAACAGUUGUUGGUGCCUGGGCAAUACUCUGGGCUGGAUAUUCCAGUGCUUGCCUGUGCAGAGUAUGUGGGGAAUGGCUAAAGCUCGCUACUGCUUCGACAAUGAUGGCAAAUGGAUUUCGCUCGUUACCUGGGAUGUUGGAACGGAUGUUUGGAUCAUGGCCAUGGCUGUGCCUAUGAUUUGGCACUUGAGGCUGGCAACGCGGCAGAAGAUUGGGCUGAUUGGCAUCUUCAUGCUGGGCGCAGUCGUCGUCGUCUUCAGCAUUAUGAGCUGCUCAGCAGUACUGACAAGUGUUCAAUAUGAGAAUGUGCAUGGUCACAAACAGAACAAAUACGGCUUCGCUCUUGCCAAUCUCUUCCAGGUCCUCGAGUCAAAUAUGGGUGUAAUUGGUGCCUCGUUGCCCGUCCUCAGGAUACCAGCAAAACAAUUUCUACCUCGGAUCUUUGGCGGCAGAGGGAGCUCUCAAGGCUCAGGAAAGCACGCACACUACUACGAAAGCGACUCUUUCACGAAUCGCUACGUUCUACAGAAGCUACCUGAGCGAUCGAAGGACGGGAGCUGGCACAAUGUCUCCGUUUCUGGUGGGGACAAGCUCCGCAGCGGCGCAAGGAAGAGCGACGAGCUAGGGAUCAUCGAGGAGUCGGCGGACAUCGCGGGCAAGUCUGCUGAUACUGUGGAUUGGUCAAAUGGCGGAUCUAUGUCACCCUUCCCGUCUGUGAUUCGCAAGCAGUCGUCUGUUCAUGUAUCGGUGAACCGUACAUAA
Molecule: messenger RNA, 1212 nt
Organism: Recurvomyces mirabilis
Lineage: Eukaryota; Fungi; Ascomycota; Dothideomycetes; Mycosphaerellales; Teratosphaeriaceae
Exons: 4
Coding region: 1-1212 (403 amino acids)
Source: RefSeq, a predicted model, not a curated record